AUGAUUGUUUUAGCGAGAAGUGAACACCUCUCUUUCACUCUCCCUCUUCCUCUCACUCUCUCACUCUCUCUCACUCUCUCACUCACUCACUCUCUCUCUCAUUCUCUCUCUCUUUCACUCACUCUCCCUCACUAUCUCUCUCUCUCACUCUCACUCUCUCACUCUCACUCGCCCUCACUCACUCACUCUCUCAUUCUCUCUCACUCUCUCUCUCACUAUCUCUCUCACUCUCUCACUGUCUCUAUCACUCUCUCACUCUCUCUCUCUGAGGAUUUGACCUUGUAUAUUCUGAUCUAUUGUUUUCUGUUCAUUCAUGUUUUGUUUAUUUAUUUAAACUGUCUUUACAGUUGCCUGACUGAAUACAUACCUAUCUAUCUAUCUAUCUAUCUAUCUAUCUAUCUAUCUAUCUAUCUGUUCUGCUCUGUUCAUCUAUCUAUCUAUCUAUCUAUCUAUCUAUCUAUAUAUAUAUAUAUAUAUAUAUAUAUAUUCCGCUCUGUUCAUAUCUAUCUAUCUAUCUAUCUAUCUAUCUAUCUAUCUAUCUAUCUAUCUAUCUAUCUAUCUAUCACGUUUAUGAUUUAUUAG
Messenger RNA from Acanthosepion pharaonis, 582 nucleotides. The record is from the annotation of a GenBank genome assembly. Lineage: Eukaryota; Metazoa; Mollusca; Cephalopoda; Sepiida; Sepiidae.